Molecule: messenger RNA, 1455 nt
Organism: Mercurialis annua (annual mercury)
Lineage: Eukaryota; Viridiplantae; Streptophyta; Magnoliopsida; Malpighiales; Euphorbiaceae
Exons: 1
Coding region: 1-1455 (484 amino acids)
Biological process (GO): meristem maintenance; meristem development
Source: RefSeq, a predicted model, not a curated record
AUGGCUGCUCCCAACAACCUCGCUGAACAAAUAUCUGCAAAGAUCGAUGAAGUCCGAACCAAUGCGCCGAACACAGAAUUUAAGGUAAUUACUGAUGCGGGUUAUGGCCAAAUAUGCGUCGGUCCCAUUGUUACCUCUCCGAGCCAAUUGUGCGACCUAGCUUCCCCUUUUCAUGAUGCUGCUCCCCCCAGAUUUUCUCUACCCCAUAAAUCGCCGGUCUGGGUCGGCACUACAUUCCGAAAUUGGCCGAUCGAACAUGCUGGGUUCUCUCAAUGGGUAAUAAGGCUUUCACCACACUUCCGUCAAUCCUGGAUCGACACCGGCAUCCACGAUCUAAUCGAAUUAUGCAAGGCAAGCAGGCCGAUAGCAAAACACUACAUUAUGGGGGCCUUUCUAUUCUGGUCAAGCGCCGUCAACUGUUUCUGCUUCAAAUCUGGGCCGAUGACUGUUACCUUACUCGACCUAGCUCUUAUGCUCAAUGUUCCUCUUAACGGAGAACGAAUCAACCCCAACCUUCGCGCCGAUGCUCCAAAGUUUAAUCUAUCCAAGGCGCAGAAAAGUUAUGGUGCUUUUGUGAAGCUUUUCAUGGGCGAAGAACCUUACAAGCCCGACCGUAAUGAACAUAUCGCCUUCCUGGCCUUCUUCAUCGCCGAAUACAUACUGUGCACCUCGUCCUUCAGGGUGACCGAAGACUGUUUUCUUCUAGCUACAGCACUUGCCGACGGUCGAAGGUGUAACUUGGGCGAAUUCAUCCUGGCACACCUAUAUCGCUCUCUGGGCGAUAUAGCACCCCUGAAAGAUCCAAGAACCUUCAAGUGCCCAGGAGGCCCGCUUUGGAUCGUCCAAUUGUGGCUCGCCCUAUACUUCCCCGAGCUAUUUGAAGUCGGUCCACCUAUCAAAGAUGAAUUAUGUGGUUUCCAAUUGAUAUCGGCUGGGACUCGCCUUCCUCAUGUGCUUGACGUUUUACAAGUCUUCAACAACCAUUCUAUAAGGUCGCCCGAAUUGAUGUGCCCUGCUCUUCAACUUACUUACCCACCGUCAUGGUUACUCGCUGGAUGGGAUGUAGAAGACUUGGAAGAAGCAGUGCAAGCCGAUCCAAGACUAAAACUUGGUGGUCCUUAUUGGGGAAUCGCCCUAAAAUGCAGAAACUUAAUAUCUAGGCUUGAUUAUGAUCGGAGUGGGGUCGAACCGUAUUGUUCGAACUUUGUGUCUCGCCAAUUUGGCUUUUGCCAAGGCCUUCCCUAUCCUUUAUUGAUCGCCUUCAAUAAUCGCGGGACCCAUCGAGCCUCUAUAGAAAACUACUCCGAACUCCAGUACAUCAUUAGCCUCAAUAAAGCCUACAUUCCUCCCUUGUCCGAACUGUCUCGCCCUAUCUUCACCCCUUCCUGUACUCCGGAAUUCACCAACUGGUGGACUUCCAUCGUCCAAAACUCUUUCGACCUAUCGCCUAAAUAA